Molecule: messenger RNA, 1061 nt
Organism: Plectropomus leopardus (leopard coralgrouper)
Lineage: Eukaryota; Metazoa; Chordata; Actinopteri; Perciformes; Serranidae
Source: RefSeq, a predicted model, not a curated record
AUGUCUGAUAUUGGGCUGCAAACGUCUGCUCUCUGCAGAGAUAUUGCAUCAGACCGGCGGGAGCUGGCCAAACUUGGCAUCACACACAUCCUCAACUGUGCCCAGAGCAAGUGGCGCGGCGGAGCCGAGUAUUACGCCGGCAUGAACAUCACCUACCACGGCAUCGAGGCUCACGACUCGCCCACCUUCGACAUGAGCGUCAACUUCUAUCCUGCUGCUGAGUUCAUCCACAAAGCCCUCACGAGCGGAGGUAAGGUGCUGGUCCACUGCACUGUGGGAGUGAGCCGCUCAGCCACGCUGGUUCUGGCGUACCUGAUGAUCAGACAGAACCUGACGCUGGUGGAGGCCAUCAAAACAGUCAAGGACCACCGCGGCGUCACGCCCAACCGGGGUUUCCUCCGCCAGCUCAACGGCCUGGACGGCAUCCUGAGGGAGAGCCGUAAGACGUCGCCGCAGAGCUGAAAACACACACACACACACACACACACACACAACCUGAGGUAGCAGCUAAACUGGUGACACUGGGGGAGGUAACGGGACCAAGUAAGGAGCAGCUGGUGGGUUUUUGACACUGUGGCAGCAGGUGAUAGCAGAAUUUGAUAUCAAUUCAUUUUUAUUUCUUAUUUAUUUGAUAUUGUUGUUUAUUUGUGUUUGAGAUUUUGAAACAACGCGGAUUGCUAAAAUCCGAGUAAAAUGCUCUCCCUCUACUUUUUAAUCAAAUUUCAAACCACUCCUUUUGACUUAAACCUGAUAUUUUGCCACCAGUUCACCUCCAGAAAAAAACUCAGUUAAAGUUACUAAUACGUCAGUAUUUUUCAACCUGGACUUUUAGUUUUGUUUGAGUCACCUUUGACUCAAGUGUGUUUUAUGAUGGUGGGUUUAAUGAUAGCAAUUAUGGUCUGUUACUAGUUUAACACUUUAAAAUCUGAGCAAAUAUGGGAGAAGGCGACAAGCUUCCUAACAAGACAUGGGCCAAAAGUCUAGCUAAAAUUUUGUUAAAAAAAAAAAUUACGAGAAAUUUACCUGAAAAUAAACAAAGAGUAAAAACAGAAUCAUGACUU